UCACACACCACAGGGAAGACUUUCGGAGGUGGACGUUUGUAACGAGAUGCCAAAUCCCAUGUAGCUAAUGUUCAUUCUCUUAUUUAGUAAAUAAACGGUACAAUUACACCACGUAAUUGGUAUUGACAUGGAAGAGACCGAGAAAACUGAGUGUAUAGAUUGGGGUGGACAUGUUUGUGGAGAAAUAACAGCCAACAACGAAACAUGGGAUGAUAAAUUAGUAAAAAAUGCUCAUGAUGGACUACCUCAGCCGUCUUCAGACUGUGACAGAUGCUCAUUGAUAUCAGGAGACUGUCUCUAUUAUCAUUAUGGCUGUGAUGGCAAGGACGACAGAGGCUGGGGUUGUGGAUACAGGACUAUUCAGACCAUGCCUUCAUGGCUGUGUUUUAAUCAACCUCAGAGUGUGAGCCACAAGCGCAGACACCCACCUAGUCUUCCUGAAAUACAACAAACUUUGGUGGAAAUAGGGGACAAACCACAUUCAUUCUUGGGAUCCAGGGAGUGGAUAGGGACAUUUGAGGCAAGUCUAGUUCUUGACCAGCUCUAUGAUGUUCCCUGCCGCAUAGUGCAUGUGCGGAACGGAAAGGAGCUCUAUCAAACAAUUGAGGAUCUUCACAACCACUUCCUUACCCGUGGGUCACCUGUUAUGAUGGGAGGAGACAGGGAUAAUUCCUCUAAGGGGAUCUUAGGUGUGUGCACUGGUAAACAGGAGAGUUUUCUGCUUGUUAUGGACCCCCACUACUUUGGCUGUCCCUUAGAUAAAAACUCUUUGCAAAGAAAAGGUUGGGUUUCAUGGAAACCAGUUGCUUCUAUGGAUCAGUGUUCUUUCUAUAAUCUUUGCCUGCCUCUUAGUGGCAAGAAGUGACUGUUUCUUGUUAGAUUGUUUAAAAAAACAAAUUCACAUCGUCUGUCUGUUGUAACCUGUAUGUGAGGAUUUUUUUUUACAGAUGUCAUAGUCAUACUGUGGCUGACUAUUAGUAAUUUUUCUGUUUGACCUCAUCACGUGAAUUAAAUAACUAAAUAAAAAUGGCAUGACUUCCA
This is a messenger RNA of Pimephales promelas (fathead minnow), 1041 nucleotides long. It is a transcript of the gene ufsp1, whose product is annotated as UFM1-specific peptidase 1. Gene Ontology annotation, molecular function: deUFMylase activity. The record is from RefSeq and is a predicted model, not a curated record. NCBI's taxonomy places the organism in Eukaryota, Metazoa, Chordata, Actinopteri, Cypriniformes, Leuciscidae.